Miniopterus natalensis is the source of this 704-nucleotide messenger RNA. RefSeq names its product apolipoprotein D (gene APOD). Gene Ontology annotation, molecular function: cholesterol binding. Gene Ontology annotation, cellular component: cytoplasm. Gene Ontology annotation, biological process: brain development; lipid metabolic process; response to reactive oxygen species. NCBI's taxonomy places the organism in Eukaryota, Metazoa, Chordata, Mammalia, Chiroptera, Miniopteridae. The record is from RefSeq and is a predicted model, not a curated record.
CCAAAACAAGGCAUUUCAAAGUGGGUGUGUGGAAACUGCCUUCAUCCUGAUAAAAAGUUCCAGGUUCCACCUCCGGCCACCAGCCCCACGAUGGUGACUGCGCUGCUGCUGCUUUCGGCACUGGCUGGCCUCUUGGGUGCGGCCGAGGGACAGGCAUUCCAUCUGGGGAAGUGCCCGGCUCCUCCCGUGCAGGAGAAUUUUGACGUGAAUAAGUAUCUUGGAAGAUGGUAUGAAAUUGAGAAGAUCCCAGGGAGCUUUGAGAAGGGAAGCUGCAUCCAAGCCAACUACUCACUAAUGGAAAAUGGAAACAUCAAAGUGAUAAACCAGGAACUGAGAUCGGAUGGAACUGUGAAUCAAAUUGAAGGUGAAGCCUCCCAGGUCAACCUCACAGAGCCUGCCAAGCUGGGAGUGAAGUUUUUCUGGUUGAUGCCUUCAGCUCCGUACUGGGUCCUGGCCACCGACUACGAGAACUAUGCCCUCGUGUACUCGUGUACCACGAUCGUCUGGCUGUUUCACGUAGAUCAUGUUUGGAUCUUGGGAAGAAACCCUUAUCUCCCUCCAGAAACAGUGACCCAUCUAAAAGAUAUCCUGACCGCUAAUAACAUUGACAUCGAGACAAUGACCGUCACAGAUCAGGGGAACUGCCCUGAGUUCCAGUAAGGAGGCUCUGAAGGGAGUCUGCGCUCACCCCAUGUUCCUUCUCU